Messenger RNA from Ilyonectria robusta, 1620 nucleotides. RefSeq lists its product as uncharacterized. Bases 1 to 1620 code for a protein of 539 amino acids. The transcript is spliced from 3 exons. The record is from RefSeq and is a predicted model, not a curated record. Lineage: Eukaryota; Fungi; Ascomycota; Sordariomycetes; Hypocreales; Nectriaceae. Gene Ontology annotation, molecular function: nucleosome binding; histone binding.
AUGGGCGCCAAGCUCGAUAACCAGAAGCUCGGCUUCGUCUUCCAGACCCGCCCAGACAUUCUUGAAGGCAUCCAGAAGGCUGCAGAUUCCCCCAGCCGAGUCGCCCUCUUCAACCAGAUUGCCACCCACGUGUACGAUACGAUCCAAGGAAAUGGCGAGCCAGCGCACAAGAAACGACGUGUGGAUGUAGACCAGGCCAACGGCAGCGCGAACGGUACACACACCAGUGCCGACACAAUCACCAAUGCAGCAGACGAGGCUGUCCUCCUUGAGAUCAAGGAAAUUUCCGUCUCCGUCCCCCAGCGAAAAAAGUUUGAGCUCUGCUUCACUGCAAACCACUUCUAUGCUCGGGCGCCAGGGACCACGGCACCAAUUCCGGCCAUAACACAUGCUUGGAAGGACAUUGAAUACAUCUUCUAUCUUCCCGUCCCCGAGAAGACCCAGGUGCAGCACAACUACAUCGUGUUCCCUCGAGGCACGUGCCUCCCAUCCAAGACGAACCCGCCCAGCGAGGAGCCACUCGUUUUUACUGUCCCCUCGACUGCCCCGAAGCAAGGUACGGUGGGUGGCCCAGAAGCUGGAACGGCCUCUGCUGUCUCCGACACAUACAAGUCCCUCUUCCACUGGGCCCUGAACAGGCAUCUAAGGCCUGCAGGAAACGAUGUGGAAAUCGUCUCUGCCAAUCCCAACAAGUUCCAAAGCAUGGUGAAGCAACCACACAGGCCAAAUGAGAAGGCAGUCCAUGUCAAGGCAUUCAGAGGUUCCAAGGAUGGCUAUCUCUUCUUUCUCGAAAACGGAAUUCUAUGGGGUUUCAAGAAACCGCUGAUGUUCAUCCCCCUGAACCGUAUUGCUGCGACAAGUUACACAAGCAUCUUGCAGCGGACUUUCAACAUUGCCGUAGAGGUCUUUGCCAGUGAAGGAGACGCAACCGAAGAGCUCGAGUUCUCCAUGCUGGAUCAGGAAGACUACGGCGGCAUUGAUGAGUACAUCAGGCGCAACAAGCUGCAAGACCGCAGCAUGGCUGAGCAGAGAAAGGCUAAGUUGGAAUUGGCAGAGAAUAAAGGACCAAAGAAGGGUGGUGACGCGGCGGAAAACGGAGACGCAGCCGCGGCAGAUGGUGCUGAAGGACAGGGUGGGAUGAGCGAACUGCAGAAGGCACAUCUCGAGCUUGAGCAGCAGUUGGAUGAUGAAGAGGAUGAAGAUGAAGAAGACUACGAUCCUGGGAGUGAGGGAGAAAGUGAGGGGUCUGGAGAGUCCGAUGAUGAUGACGACUCCGAUGACGAAGAUGAUGAGGAUGAUGAAGGCGAAGAUGAUGGUGAGGAAGCCGAGGGAGAAGGAGAAGAGGAGGCCGAGGAGGAGCCUGUUGAGGAGGAGCCCGUCCAACCUGCCAAGCCUGCGAGACGUGCCAGGGCGACCAAGCCUGCUAAGGCUACACCUGUCAAAGCCGCUCCCGUCAAGACGGCUCCAGUCAAGGCGGCUCCAGUCAAGGCGGCUCCUGUGAAAGCCGCACCCGUGAAGGCUACGACUGUACCUGUCAAAUCGGGCUGGGCGACGAUUGGUGGUUCCCGACGAAAUGAUGAUGACAUGGAUGUGGACGAAACGUUUGACGUUGUUGGGUGA